Molecule: messenger RNA, 1233 nt
Organism: Rhizoctonia solani
Lineage: Eukaryota; Fungi; Basidiomycota; Agaricomycetes; Cantharellales; Ceratobasidiaceae
Product: alpha/beta hydrolase family protein
Exons: 11
Coding region: 1-1233 (410 amino acids)
Source: RefSeq, a predicted model, not a curated record
AUGACCGGGGGCCACUAUGAUCUUAUUAGCUGGGACCCCCGGGGUGUGCCUUCUUCUCGGCCACAGGCACACUGCUUCGAUAGCGCGUCCGAAGAAAAGAAGCUCUGGGCCGAUACGGUGUUUGGUCCUGGGCUUGAAGCACGUGGUCAUUUCUCAACCCAGGAUGAUGUUGCCGAGUUUCUUGAACUUUCCCAAUCAGCAGAUCAAGUCCUUCUAAAUUUCAAGAAAAAAUGCGAACAACGGAAUAUUCCAGACACACUAUCGUAUAUAGGCACAGUUGCAACCGUAAGGGACAUGCUUGCAAUCAAUGAAGCUUAUGGAGGCGCGGAGAAAAUAAAUUUCUGGGGAUUCUCACAUGGGAGCCUGAUCGGACUCUACUUUGUCAAUUUAUUCCCAGAGCGUGUGGAUCGCGUUAUUCUAGGAGGUGUUGUAGACCCGGAAUAUUGGGCGAACAAGCCGCCACAUAUGUCAUGGUCGGUCACAGCAACACAUAUUGAUGAGAUACUGGGGAAAUUUGCUACUGCCUGUAUUGAACGGCCCAAGUCGUGCGAGUUCGGAAAAGGCGUAAAGACUCAAGCCGAACUUCUUUCUAAACUCAAGAAUCUACUUAACCUAGCGUACGAACACAAAAAAGUAACGGCAAAACUGCAGAAUUCAGCUCCUCUGGAAUUCGUGAACCUGCCAGAUCCCGAUCAGUGGAAUAACCUAUCAAAUGCUCUUUCCGGCAUUUACGGAAAAUUGCGAUCACAAGCCGUAGUUUCCGGAAGUUCUGUACUCUCCCGCCUCUCCCCAUAUAUGUGGAGAGGAUCGAGUCAUAACGAUUUCACUGAUGAUACCCCCAAUUACUCGUUUCAAGCGAUUAUCUGUGGAGAUGCAGUUAAUCAAGCUGGUGUGACUACCAAAGAAGUGUUUCAGGAGCUAAUGAGAGUGGCUAAAGAUGUUACUCUAAUACUUGGACCGGCACGGGGCGAGGGUGGCCUCUACUGCCAUCAAUGGCCAUACCGAGAGGUUGAACGGCUUGGUAGCCCAUGGAAAACGAGUUUGUCGAAAUUGUCAAAGCCACUUUUGAUUCUAGGGAACACCAUCGACCCUAUUACACCCUACAAGUCGGCUGAGAAGGUUGCCCAUGCACUUGCAGACUCGACUGUGUUGGUGACUAUUCCCUUCGGAGGGUCCAGUAAUGUUACUGCCCUUCAGCAUAUUCCUUCAUGGAAAUUGUCUAGCAAAUGGUGA